GACGCCGUGUCGUGUCGUGUCGUGCCGUGCUGCCCAGGGUCACCAUGUCUCUGUACCGCAACUCCGCCUGGUUUCUCAAGGGACUCACCCAGUUCACCAGAAAUGCCUAUGUGUCAGCUUCUAAGAGUUUUGUGGAGAAAGAUCUGGAGCCUUCUAUGGCUGGCAAGACCUUCAUGAUCACCGGCGCCAACAGCGGCAUCGGAAAAGCCACAGCCAUGGCCAUCGCCAAGAAAGGCGGUACGAUCCACAUGGUGUGUCGGAACAAGGAUAAAGCUGAGGAGGCCCGUGCUGAGAUUGUCAAGGAGACGGGAAACAAGGAAAUCUAUGUCCACAUUCUUGAUCUGUCAGAGACCAGGAAGGUAUGGGAAUUUGCGGAGAACUUCAAGAAGAAGUACAAGACCCUCAAUGUGCUGAUCAAUAACGCGGGAUGCAUGAUGACUAAGAGGGAGGUCACUGCCGACGGUUUGGAGAAGAGUUUCGCCAGUAACUCUCUGGCUAUCUACAUCCUCACCAAGAGUCUCAUUCCUCUGUUGGAGAAGAGUCCUGACCCCAGAGUGGUGACCGUGUCCUCAGGAGGGAUGCUGGUCCAGAAGCUCCGCACAGGAAACCUGCAGUCGGAGAGGGGAAGUUAUGACGGUACCAUGGUGUAUGCACAGAACAAGAGACAGCAGAUGGUGAUGACGGAGCAGUGGGCUAAAGCUCACACCAACAUUCACUUCUCAGCCAUGCACCCCGGAUGGGUGGACACCCCCACGGUGGCCAGUGUGAUGCCGGAGUUCCAUGCGUCCAUGCGCGAGCGCCUGCGGACCCCAGAGCAGGGCGCCGACACCGUCGUCUGGCUCGCCGUCUCCGAGGCCGCUACCGCCAAGCCCAGCGGCACGUUCUUCCAAGACCGGACGAUGGUCUCUGCUCAUCUCCCUCUAGCGUGGACACACAGCUCAUCACUGGAGGAUCAGAAGUUCAUGAGUGUGAUGGAAGACCUGGCCAAGAAAUUCCAGCCUCACUGAAGAGCAUACGUACACACACACACACACACACACACACACACACAUAUACACUCCCCAACAGCAAUUAGUCAUAACAUAACAAGCAUAAAAUGUUAAUGAAAUUCAAACACACAAACUCAUCUACACACACACACACUCACACACUGCAUUAACAAGUGACAGUAAAGCUGUACAGCAUUCACCGAACUGUGUGUGUAGAGGUGUGUAUGUGGCAGAUACAGCAUGUCCUCUCUUGGUCAGUAAAGCUCUUCAUGCGUUCAGUGUGCAGUCUCCACAGGGUGGCUGGACGUUUGGGAACCUCUGGGGAACCUGUGGGGAACCUCUGGGGAACCUCUGACAUUAACAGGUGUUUACUGGUACUGAUGGUAUAUGCUGGCUCUGUAUGUGAAGGUUUGAAAACGUUAAUCCUGAGAUUAAAAUAUGAACGUUGACGACAGGUUUAAAAUAUGAACGUUGAUGAUAGGUUCAAAGGUCACAACGUUAAUCCUGAGAUUAAAAUAUGAACGUUGAUGAUAGGUUCAAAGGUCACAUCCUUUGACCUCAGGUCAUGUCCAGCAUGUGAGUUGUGGUAAAUACACGCAUAAACGCACGGAGAGAGAACAGAGGCUACUUCAUAAGGAAUGAAUGACAGCGGUGUUGAAUCCACACAACACAGGGCUUCAUCCUCAACAGGACGUGACUUACAUCCAUUGGUUCAGACUCAUCAUGUGACGCCUCUCAGCCAAUCGUCUUGCAGUAUCAGUGACUGAACUAAAUAAGGUCCAUUGGGUGGGAACCCAUGUGACCCAAAGUCACUCCAGCUGUCAAUCAUUCCAUUUGUAAGCCUUCUCAAGUUUUCCAUGUCAAACGUCACUUCCUGUUACAGUUCGGCUCUGAUUGGUGGAUUAGUCAGGUAACGGUUUCGUCAUAAACCUUAGAGUUUGGAGAGGAGGGAUUAGAUUUAAAUCGUUUAUAACUGAGAUGAUGAAAUACAAGCAUGACACACUAACACGUUGCAAUAGAAGGCCAAAUGCACAUUCACACGAUGCAGCAGAAGGCCUGGUCUGGUGUAGGUUUUCUGUUGUGUGUGUGUGUGUGUGUGUGUGUGUGUAACUCAGUUCAUUCUGCUCUGUGUGUGUGUGUGUGUCUCAAUUCAUUGGUUCAUUCUGCCAUGUGUGUGUGUCUCAGUCCGUUGGUUCAUUCUGCCGUUCGUGUGUGACUCUGUUGGUUGGUUCAUUCUGCUGUGUGUGUGUGUGUGUGUGUCUCAGUUCAUUGGUUCAUUCUGCCAUGUGUGUGUAACUCUGUUCGUUGUUUCAUUCUGUUGUGUGUGUGUGACUCUGUUCGUUUGUUCAUUCUGCUGUGUGUGUGUGUGUGACUCCGUUUGUUGGUUCAUUCUGCUGUGUGCGUGUGUGUGACUUGGCUCCUUCUGUUCUUAGCCACUGAUUCUUCUCUAAUAAAGGCAUAUGGGGUCGGAA
Alosa sapidissima (American shad) is the source of this 2461-nucleotide messenger RNA. It is a transcript of the gene dhrs12la, whose product is annotated as dehydrogenase/reductase 12-like a. The transcript is spliced from 10 exons. The record is from RefSeq and is a predicted model, not a curated record. The coding region runs from base 45 to 1007 and encodes 320 amino acids. Lineage: Eukaryota; Metazoa; Chordata; Actinopteri; Clupeiformes; Clupeidae.